AUGAAGUCGGCUGCUUCCUAUUGGGCUCUGCUCAGCCUCCUCCCUACACUCCUUUCCACCUACUCUGCGUUUGCAGCCGUCCCCAUCUCCGCCAUCAGGAAGACAUCCAACUUGCCCACUGUCGCUAACAAGUUUAUCAUCGAGGUUGAGGAACUCGCUAACAUUCCCAACAAACGGUCUUUCGAACGUGCCCAUGAUGCAGUCUAUUCUGAACUAAGAGCUCGCGAUGUCGAGUUUGAGGUUACGAAGGAGUACGACAGCGAGGGUAUCUUUGUUGGCGCUGCUCUUGUCGUCACUGACGUCAAGGAUGCUGUCGCCAUCGAGAACACCCCCGGCGUCAAGUCCAUCCGUCCGGUCUUGUCCUUCAGGCGGCCCAAGAUCCUCUUCAACCACGUCGUAACUGGCGUUGACGAUCCGGAGCUUCCAGUGGAGCCUCUCUCGACGCAUGUCAUGGGGAACGUUGACAAGGUCCAUGCAGAGGGCAACAUUGGUCGCGGCAUCAAGAUCGGAAUUUUGGACACCGGUAUCGACUAUAACCACCCUGCCCUGGGAGGUGGUAUCGGACCUGAUUUCCUGGUGACUGGAGGUUAUGACUUCGUUGGAGAUGCAUACACCGGAGCGAAUGAACCCGUGCCGGAUUCUGACCCCAUGGAUUGCGAGGGACAUGGAACUCAUGUUGCUGGUAUCAUCUCUGCGCAACCCGGUAAUCCCUAUGGCAUCAGCGGUGUCGCGUACGGCGCAAGCAUCAAUGCGUACAGAGUCUUUGGCUGCGCUGGUAGUGCGACCGAGGAUGUGCUUGUCGAUGCCCUACUCAGAGGUCAUGCAGAUGGCAACGACAUCUUGACUCUUUCGCUAGGCGAAGCCAAUGGUUGGGCCCAAUCUGCCAGCGCCGUCGUCUCCAACAGGAUCGCCGCUACUGGCAAGAUUGUCACGAUUGCUGCUGGCAAUGACGGCUCCUCCGGCUCCUGGUACUCCUCUACCCCUGGAAAUGCCCACAACGCCAUUUCCGUCGCCAGUGUUGCCAACACCGCCGUCCCUAUGCAAAAUGCUACCGUACAUGGGGUUGCCUACAAUCCCAUCACCUACUACAGGACCAACCCCCUUCCGACUGAAGGCUCGGAACUGCCUGUCUAUGCUACCUCCAACUCAACGACUGUCACCAACGACGCUUGCGACCCUCUUCCCACCAGCACUCCUGAUCUCUCGCCUUACGUCGUCAUUAUUCGCCGAGGCUCUUGUACCUUUGUUCAGAAGCUCUCCAACGUCUUUGCGAAGGGUGCCACGGUUGCUUUGAUCUACGACAACGGCAAUGGUUUCUCCCCAGUUGCUCUCGGUGAUUUCAACGCCGCGUUGAUCCAGUCCUUCGAUGGAGAAUUUAUUGUCCAACAAUAUGCCGCUGGAGCCCCCAUCAGGCUUUCUUUCCCCCAAGCUGGCGCUUCGACGAACUUCCCUGAUCCUCAGGGUGGACUCAUGUCUUUCUUCUCUUCGUACGGUCCUUCGAACGACUUCCAAUUCAAGCCUGCAGUCGCUGCCCCUGGAGGAGGUAUCCUUUCGACCAUCCCUGUCGACCAAGGCAGCUACGGCGUCAAGUCUGGUACGUCGAUGGCCACUCCUUACAUGGCUGGUACCGCUGCUCUCCUCCUCGCUGCCAAAGGCAAGACGCCCGCCGUCGCAAAGAGUGCUCGCGAUCUAUUCGAGACGACCGCGAACAAGAUCUCAAGCUCCAAGACCGAUGGCGAUCCGUUCCAGACUCUUACGCAGGCCGGAGCUGGGUUGGCGGACGUUUACAAGGCUAUUCAUACCACGACGAUCGUUUCGCCCGGAGAACUGAUCUUGAACGAUACGGCCAACUUCAAGUCUUUCCAAACUUUCACCAUUGAGAACAAGGGAAAGACACCGAAGACGUACAAGCUGACCCAUGUCCCUGCUGGCACUGCGUUGACCCAGAAGCCCAACUCGACCUACCCUGCUUUGGGCCCUGUUCCUCUCUCUCCGGCCGCUGCUUCCGUCGUCAUCGUCCCUGAUACGGUCUUCCUUCUUCCGGGUACCAAACUCCCAGUUGUCUUGCACUUCACACCCCCGCGCAACGUCGACGCGUCCCUCUACCCUGUCUACAGCGGCUUCGUCGAUAUCACCAGUGGUUCGGAGAUCCACCAUGUCUCAUACCUCGGCCUCGUCGGUAGCCUGAAGAACAAGCCCGUCUUCGAUAACACUCCUGAGUUCUUCGGCUUCCGCCUGCCUGCUCUACUCGAUGGAAACGAUCAGCCUCAGGCCGUUCCUUCAAAUUACACAUUUGCUGGCGGUAAUAUUCCAUCGUUGCUCUGGAGAUUGGUCAUGGGGACGCCUGCCCUCCGCAUUGAUCUCGUCGAUGCUAACAUCAACUUCAAGCCGACGCUGCAGAGUCGCGAUGUCGACUUCGAUAUUGGCUCGCUCUUCACCUUUCCCUGGCUGAACCCAGGCGGCUCCUUUGCCCAAGUGAAGAUCGUUGGCACACUUGCUUCCUUCGAUUAUAUCUCUCGUCAUAACGAGGAUCCUGAGGAAAAUGCAUGGAGUUUGUUGAGAUUGAGGGCACCCACCUUUGCCAACGGCACUACCAUCACCAAUGGUCAAUACCGCGUCCUCUUCCGUGCUCUGAAGGUGACAGGCAACUCCAAGCGCCAGGGAGACUACGAAUCGUGGCUUAGCCCCGUCUUCGGUAUCAGUCUCUAA
Cyclocybe aegerita is the source of this 2709-nucleotide messenger RNA. The record is from the annotation of a GenBank genome assembly. NCBI's taxonomy places the organism in Eukaryota, Fungi, Basidiomycota, Agaricomycetes, Agaricales, Hemipholiotaceae.